This is a messenger RNA of Racocetra persica, 559 nucleotides long. Lineage: Eukaryota; Fungi; Glomeromycota; Glomeromycetes; Diversisporales; Gigasporaceae. The record is from the annotation of a GenBank genome assembly.
GAACCAGAUGUCAUUAUCGAAAAUUCUGUUACCGUUCCUAACGUUCCCAAACUAAUCUCUGAAAAUUUCUCAAAUAUAGAUAUUUUACCCAUGUAUACGCCUAUUACCCAUUUUACCUCUACUACUUCUGGCUUUUCCAAUUGUGUUUAUACAAACUCUUAUAAUCCUUCAUUUAUACCCACGACCUCUUUUACUAUCUCUCAAAACACUCUCAUUAAAGAUAUAAACAAUCCUCCUUUUUCUACAAAUUCAUUAACUUCAAGUUCUACUUCAUUCAAUCUCGAAGAUUCUAUUAAUUUAGAUCAACAUUCAUUACUUUACAAAUAUCUUCCUUGGUGUCCCUCAUUUCAAAACCCUCCUUUUCAUAAUAACGAUCCUUAUAAUUUAUGGGAUGAUGAAUUUUUACAAAAAACUUUAAUGCCAAGAGUUUGGAAUGAAGCUUUAAAUCUUAAAAAAACAUUUUCCUCUUUCGCAAUUAAUGAUUCCAUUACUUCUUCUAACAAUUUAUCUGUUCAAAAAGCUGUUCUUUGUAAUAUGAAGUCAAAUAAUAUAUUUCAAU